Messenger RNA from Dissoconium aciculare CBS 342.82, 2397 nucleotides. RefSeq lists its product as uncharacterized. Bases 1 to 2397 code for a protein of 798 amino acids. Gene Ontology annotation, cellular component: cytoplasm. The transcript is spliced from 2 exons. Gene Ontology annotation, molecular function: ATP binding; cysteine-tRNA ligase activity. The record is from RefSeq and is a predicted model, not a curated record. Gene Ontology annotation, biological process: cysteinyl-tRNA aminoacylation. Lineage: Eukaryota; Fungi; Ascomycota; Dothideomycetes; Mycosphaerellales; Dissoconiaceae.
AUGGCGACGGCACAGCCAGAAUGGCGCGCUCCUCCAGCGCCAUCCGAACCAGCACGAGCCCGGCUGCCAGCGCUGCAUGUGUAUAAUUCUCUGACCCGCACCAAAACGCCAUUUGUCCCGAUCGAUCGCUCCGGGGAGAAGGUGACGUGGUAUGCUUGUGGCCCGACGGUCUACGACGAUGCGCACCUAGGUCAUGCGCGCAACUAUGUCUCAACGGACAUCAUCCGUCGUAUCCUCGAGGACUACUUCCGGUUCAAGGUGUCGUUCGUCAUGAACAUCACGGACGUCGAUGACAAGAUCAUCCUCGCCGCGAGACAGCAGCACCUGCUCUCCGAGUUCCUGGCGGAGCACGGGGACGUUGACGACGCCCUCCGAUCGACCACCCUCCAGGCGUUCAGCGCGUACAUCCAGAAGAACCUGCCCCUCGUGCGACAUGACGCCCCCCCCGAGGCAUACGCUCAAGCCGCGGAGCAAGCUUACGGCCACGUCUUGCAGGGCAAGAGCAUAGCCAACGACGGAUCGCCCGCCGGCGACAAAGAAGCCAAGCUCAAGAUGCAUCUGAAGACCGCUCAGGCUGCUGCUGGUGCCCUGCAGUCCUCCAACACCACCUUGGAGCAAUUUGCUCCCCAGGCUGCUGGCGUUCUUUUGCCAUACAUCGAUUCAUUACGUUCAUCGACGGUCCAGGGCAAAGACCAUGACAUUUUCACAAAGCUCACCAAGCAGUAUGAAGAACGGUUCUUCAAUGAUAUGAAAGCUUUGAACGUCCGGUACCCCGACAAGCUGGUUCGCGUCACGGAGUACGGCCCGCAGAUUGUAGACUUUGUCAAGCAGAUACAGGACAAUGGGUACGGGUAUGAACAUGAGGGAUCCGUGUACUACGAUACUACCGCUUGGGAGAAGUCGGGCGGAGUCUAUGCCCGAUUGGAACCCUGGAAUCGAAACGACAAGGACCUUCAAGCCGAUGGAGAGGGAUCGCUCGCAGCAAAGACCACGGGUUUCAAGCGGUCCGGCGCGGACUUUGCGCUGUGGAAGGCUUCGAAGCCUGGUGAGCCGAGUUGGGACUCGCCCUGGGGACAAGGACGGCCCGGAUGGCACAUCGAAUGCAGCGCGAUGGCGUCGGACGUCUUGGGAAAGCAGAUCGACAUCCACUCCGGCGGCAUCGAUCUGGCCUUCCCUCACCACGACAACGAGUUGGCUCAGUCGGAAGCAUACUGGGCCAAGACGGGCCGAGAUAGCGUGCAAUGGGUCAACUACUUCUUGCACAUGGGCCACCUCAGCAUCCAGGGCAGCAAGAUGAGCAAGAGCCUCAAGAACUUCACGACCAUCCGGGAGGCUUUAGCGAAACGGGAGUGGACCCCUCGGUCUCUGCGCAUCGUUUUCCUUCUCGGGGCGUGGCGGGACGGGCUGGAGAUCACUGGCGAGCUGGUCAAGGCUGGUGUUUCUUGGGAAGAAAAGGUCAACAAUUUUUUCAUCAAGGUCCGGGAUCUGCAGUCACAUCACGACCCUUCACGGCAGCCAGCUACUCUCGAAGGCCCCAAGGAUGGCGACGAUCUGGAUCAGGCUCUUGCUACCUCUCAAGGAAAGUUCCGCGACGCCCUCUGCGAUUCCUUCGACACGCCGGGCGCAAUGCGUGUGCUGACGGAACUCAUCACGGCGUUCAACUCUGCCAGCUCCGUCCGUGAAAGCACCUCUAUUGCCAUCGGAAAGUGGAUCACCGAAAUAGUUGUAAUGCUUGGUCUCGAUGCGGAUUACAAAGAGAACCAGCUUGGUUGGACAGGCAUUGACAUUCCGGAAGAAGCCAAAGCUUUCAUUUACCCGCUCGCCGAGCUACGAGACAAGAUCCGCGAACAAGCGAUCAAAGGAUCCAUCGAUCUCGACUCCCUCGGAGCUCUGAAUGAGAAGGGUACCACAUACGGCCCGGAUCAACCCUAUGCUGCUGCAUACGCAGACUUCCAGCGGAAAGUGUUCGAGCUCCAUGGCCGUCAAGCACCUUCCAAGGAGUAUCUCGCCGCCUGUGAUUACAUCCGCGACACUGUGCUGUGGAAUCUCGACAUCUACCUAGAAGACCGAGAGAACCGGCACGCACUCGUGCGCCCUCUUUCCGCAUCGCUCCGCCAAGAGCGCAGCGACCGCGAGUCCCUCCUCGCCGCCAAAGCCGCCGCCAAAGAGAAAGCCAAGGCGGACGCCGAAGCUGCGGAGAAAGAGCGCCUGGAGAAGGGCAAGCUCUCACACCUCGACAUGUUCCGCACCAGCGAAUACAGCGCGUGGGAUGCCGACGGGCUCCCGACGGCGGAUGCCGAAGGGAAGGAGGUGGCCAAGUCGAAGUCGAAGAAGCUCAAGAAGGAUUGGGAGAGGCAGAAGAAGCUCCAUGAGGCAUGGCAGGCAACUCAGGGGUGA